UUCAAAAAAUCAGAUAAACCCUAACAAUUUUCCCCCCAAAAUGUCGUACGGAAACUACUACAAUUACAUGGAUGACAUGGAAUUUCUUGAUUCAAUCAGCAAGCAUUUGCUCGAUGAAUUUCAGAACCCUCUAAUGUUCACCGCCGCCGACGACGGCGGCCUCCAUGACUUGCUAAUGUUAACCGGCGCCGUUCCAGCAGUUGUUGUGAAAACCGAGCCUAUCCCGGAAGUAACGGCGCAGCAAACGGAGAGAGUGGCGGCGAGGGGGAGCCAAUACAGAGGGGUGCGGCAGCGGCCGUGGGGGAAGUUCGCAGCGGAGAUAAGAGACCCGUCCAAGAAUGGGGCCCGCGUGUGGCUCGGGACGUACGAGACGGCCGAGGAUGCGGCGUUGGCGUACGAUCAAGCCGCGUACUCGAUGCGGGGAUCGAGGGCGCUGCUCAACUUCCCGCUGAGGAUUAACUCCGGGGAGCCGGCGCCGGUGAGGAUUGUGUCGAAGAGAUCGGCUGCUUCGCCUGAUCGGUCUUCGAAGUCGUCUUCCGACACUGGAUCUUCGCGGAAGCGGAAGACGGCGGCGGGUGGUGGUGUGAAAAAGGGGCGAGUUGAAGCCGGUUUACAAUAACGGCGGGAAUGUGGUCUAUUUGUUUAUUUUUCUUUACUACUUUUGUUGUCGUAUUUCUUCAACUUGCUUGUGUUAAUGAAAAGUAUUAUUCUUGUAGAAACAUGGUGAACACUUUGUGAUAUGAAAACGCAACCAACUUGUAUAGAUGCUUCAUGCUUACGAGAUUGAUGAUUUAGACCAUCCACAACGGGACUCGCCGGCGUCUCGCGUCUCGUCUCAGCGAGACGAGACCCCGGCGAGACGCGUUGCAGCCUCCAUCUCGUCCCGUCUCGUCGCGCGUCUCGUCGCGCGACUCGACUCGCCGAGCCAGGAGACGAGCUGGCUCGCCACGCGCCUCGGCGACGUGGCGCAGCCCGGCGUCGUGCGUGACGCCCACUCGCCGGCCCGCGAGUGGGCGUCGUCACGUGCUGACGCAAUAAAUAUUUUUUUUUAAAAAA
Molecule: messenger RNA, 1056 nt
Organism: Salvia splendens (bonfire salvia)
Lineage: Eukaryota; Viridiplantae; Streptophyta; Magnoliopsida; Lamiales; Lamiaceae
Product: ethylene-responsive transcription factor 1A
Exons: 1
Coding region: 41-619 (192 amino acids)
Biological process (GO): ethylene-activated signaling pathway; regulation of DNA-templated transcription
Molecular function (GO): DNA-binding transcription factor activity; DNA binding
Source: RefSeq, a predicted model, not a curated record